Messenger RNA from Micropterus dolomieu (smallmouth bass), 1508 nucleotides. It is a transcript of the gene naa20, whose product is annotated as N-alpha-acetyltransferase 20, NatB catalytic subunit. The record is from RefSeq and is a predicted model, not a curated record. Gene Ontology annotation, cellular component: NatB complex. Lineage: Eukaryota; Metazoa; Chordata; Actinopteri; Centrarchiformes; Centrarchidae. Gene Ontology annotation, biological process: N-terminal peptidyl-methionine acetylation. Gene Ontology annotation, molecular function: protein-N-terminal amino-acid acetyltransferase activity. The coding region runs from base 48 to 584 and encodes 178 amino acids. The transcript has 6 exons.
GUCUCUUUUCCUCUACCAGGUGAAAGGCCACACAGCAGCAAGUCAAGAUGACAACAUUAAGACCGUUUACCUGCGAUGAUUUAUUUAAAUUCAACAAUAUCAACCUGGAUCCUUUGACAGAAACUUAUGGGAUCCCGUUUUACCUCCAGUACCUUGCUCACUGGCCGGAGUACUUCAUCGUUGCAGAGGCUCCUGGUGGUGAACUGAUGGGCUACAUUAUGGGGAAGGCGGAGGGAUCUGUGGCUCGGGAGGAGUGGCACGGUCACGUCACCGCUCUGUCCGUCGCCCCGGAGUUCAGGAGACUCGGCCUCGCAGCCAAACUCAUGGAGAUGCUGGAGGAAAUCUCAGAGAGGAAGGGAGGAUUCUUCGUGGAUCUCUUUGUGCGAGUCUCCAACCAAGUGGCGGUGAACAUGUACAAACGUCUGGGCUACAGCGUCUACAGGACGGUGAUCGAGUAUUACUCGGCGAGCAACGGAGAACCGGACGAAGACGCUUAUGAUAUGAGGAAAGCUCUGUCCAGGGACACAGAGAAGAAGUCGAUCAUCCCGCUGCCACAUCCUGUCAGACCAGAAGACAUCGAAUAACAGCAGACUGUGGCUCUCUGACGCGCCGCCCGCUUUAUCCUGAGGAUCGCGUGUGAAUUAUUUGUGAUUACAGGUCCUGCUCAGUUACAUUGUACAUAGUCAAUCUGUCACAGAGGCUGCUUAUUAUUUCUCAGCGCGGAGUCAGAGAGCCACGGGUUGUACACACUUUGUAUUUCCUCAACAGAGACCCUAAGUCCUUCCCCUUCCGGUGGACCACCAUGGGAUCUUUAUCAGAAAAAUAUGUCCGGUAGUCAACCGCGAGAGACAUCAACAGUUUUUUGAUCCUGAUUUAUAUUUGCUCUGAAAAAGAGUCACAGUUUGUCAUAAACUGUUGGACUAUAACACUGAAAAUACGUAACAAAUACCGUAGUCGCACAUGUGAUGUCUUAACUUUUUUUCUCAAUGACUGAAAGUCAGAGAGCUUCCACAUGUAGAUGAUGCGAUGACAGGACCAGGAGCCGUUGGAUUAAACACAUCAGGCGAGAAGUUGCCUAGCUAGUAGUGACCAAGCGAGCUUAGCAUCACAGCGCUGACAUGUCGGUGACGUAUACUGUGUGAGACCGGAGAUGUAGUUCAAUCCGAGGUUUCACACAAAACUAAAUGUUACUUUACUAUUUUAAGACAAACUCAAAACCUUCUUGACGGACAAAAUUAUCUUUUAAACUUGACAAACGUGUGUAAUUCAGGGCACAAUUCAAAAGGGAUAAAAACAUUAGUUGCCUCUCGCUGUUGACUGCCCUCAUUUUUCCUGAAAUUAGGUCUGAUGGGGCUGUAGGGACGGACUACAGCUCUCUACAUCCACUCAGUUUAAUGUCCUUGAAAUAUAAAUGAGAAACAACACAACAAGUGAGUUUGACUUGAUGUAUGUCUAAUGGCACCGUUACACAGAAAACAUGGGUCAUACAAUAAAGACUGCUCAGCUGG